Messenger RNA from Cuscuta campestris, 897 nucleotides. The record is from the annotation of a GenBank genome assembly. Lineage: Eukaryota; Viridiplantae; Streptophyta; Magnoliopsida; Solanales; Convolvulaceae.
GGAAGAUGAUAUGAUAUACGGAGUACAUACAAAUAGACUAAAAAAUAAACAUGGCACCAAUCACACUAGCAAAAUGUGGUAGGCAUUACCUGAGGGCCAUUGUACCAGGGUCUAUUCUUUCGCAAACGGAUGAGCUUUAAGUAUUUUGCAAGCAUGUUUGUAUAUUUUCGAGUCUCUAUGACGGGAACAGAUAUAUCUUGAUCUCCACUGCAACAACUCAUUAAAAUUAGAAUACUCUCAAAAGUAGUUAGAGACCAAAUUUCUACUAGUGAAAUUUGCACGGAAUAAGACUAAAGAAAUAAAAACAUAUAAAGUCAUUAUGUUUUAGUCCUAUUUAGGUAAAUUAACCGAAGAAAGUAUGAUUGGAGUGGCAUGUUCAAUUGGAUCGAUCCGAUCCGAUAUUUUGUAUAUCCGAAAGUUUCGGAUCAAGUAACAUGAUCUGGAAAUAUUUGGAUAUCCAACAUCCUGCUAUCUGAAAUAUCGAAUUGGAUCAAUAGAAUAUCCCAAAGAGAUGUAAAACGGCAAAAUCAUCCCACAAAUGAUGCCAAAUUCAAUAUAAAUAUGGUAGAAGGAUAAUUCAUCCACUAACAAAAUGGCAGCAACAAGAAAAAUUGGCAAAGUUUGCCUCUUUGCCUUAACACAAUCAGCUUACAUUCCACAGUUUGCCCUAAACACAAACAAAAAUGGUAGUAACUGGAAGAUUAACUGCGAGAAUGAGAGGCAGAGAAAGAGUAGAAGAUUGCGAGGGCUGCAUCACUACGGAAAUAGUGCGUUCUGCAGUCUGAUUGCGAGGCUUCCCGGGCUCGUCUAUGUGGAGGUCAAACUGUAUUGAGAUUGGGUUUUGACCGGAAGAGAUGUCCUUGGGCGAGGUCGGCGAUAGCGAUUGAGGGCUAAUUU